Leptidea sinapis is the source of this 1050-nucleotide messenger RNA. RefSeq lists its product as uncharacterized. The transcript has a single exon. Gene Ontology annotation, biological process: negative regulation of apoptotic process; regulation of actin filament polymerization. Gene Ontology annotation, cellular component: clathrin-coated vesicle; mitochondrion; actin cytoskeleton. NCBI's taxonomy places the organism in Eukaryota, Metazoa, Arthropoda, Insecta, Lepidoptera, Pieridae. The coding region runs from base 126 to 827 and encodes 233 amino acids. The record is from RefSeq and is a predicted model, not a curated record.
AAUUGACGUCUCUUUAACAAAUUGUGUUUUGCGCAAUUUCGCAUUAAUAAUAAAAACAAAAUUUAAAACGCAUAUUAAGUUUAACAGUUUAGUGAAAACUAUUGCAAAAUUUUAGUGUUGUAGGCAUGUCAAAUUUUUUUGAGAAAAUCAAAUCAUUUUUAGGCUUUCAUGUUGAACCACCUAGAAAUGAUUUUCGUAAUCCAAUUUGGGGUACAGACGAUGAUGACGACGGCGAUGAACUAUACGCUCGAAAUCAAAUAGAAAUUUACAAAGACCCUUUAGAAUUACAGCAAGAAAUUACUCGUCACAUGCAAGAUAUAUUCAAGUCCUUUGGCAGUAUGUUUGGGGACAUGAAGUUUUUCUUUCACGACGAUCCAAUAAAUUCCUUUCCGUCAAUCACCGAUGCUCAAGAAGAUCCGGAGGUAGAGAAUUUUGACAGCAAUAGAAUCAGAGACUAUUAUCUUAAACCUGGCUACCAUAUUCCAAAACAUGAUAACAUCAAAGAAGAUGUGGAUCUAGAUGGCAGAGUAAGUUCAAACGAUAUAUCCGACCUCUUUAGAAGGAAGCAAGAUGGCCAAAACAUCAUGCCAGACAAUCAAUUCAAUGGUAAUAUGGUACCUGGUAGGUCAUUCUGUCAGACAAUCAUAACAACUAGUAUAACCAAACCUGAUGGGACAGUUGAGACAAAGCGGAUUGUUAAAAAUGGCCAUGAAGUUGUUGAAGAGACAAUAACAACAACAGAACCAUCAGGUAUUAACCCUGUUGCAUCAUCACAGUUCGUGCUUCCAGAAAUAUCCUUGCUGUUGAGAAAGUUUUUUGAAUACUAGUAGUUUUAUUACGGCAUAAAAUUUUAUUAAAUGUCUAAUGUAUCAAAAUUCAAGAAAUGUUUGUUUACAGUUAGUGAGAUAUAAUAGUCAUUUAAAAGUGUUAGAUAUUUAUUUUGUAUUAGUGUCUUAUUCCAAUAUGAGAUAACCUUUAUUACUUUGAAAUAUAUUAUAAAAUGUAAUUUUGCAGAAAAAAUUAUUUAAUUAAGUAAAUUUUUUGACAGCA